Pimephales promelas (fathead minnow) is the source of this 843-nucleotide messenger RNA. NCBI's taxonomy places the organism in Eukaryota, Metazoa, Chordata, Actinopteri, Cypriniformes, Leuciscidae. The record is from RefSeq and is a predicted model, not a curated record.
GAAGACGGCGUUUGAUUUCCUCAAGAUUUUCUUGUAUCAACUUGGAAUAUCAUUCACCAGCCAGCCAACCAACUUUAAGGUUAUAAUAAUCAAGCUGCAAGAUUAACACAUAUAAAUACAUAAAGAUCACAGAUGGGGACAAGAUGGAUCUAUGUGGCUAUCCUGGGGAUGGCAUGCAUGAUGUUUGGAGUCAAAGGGACAAAUAUAACAACCAGUAGCCCUCUCAACAUUACAAGCAACCUGAUCAUGACCCCUCCUCCCAAUAUAACCAUGAACAUGACCCACACAAGCCCUCCCAACAUCACCACCAAUCUGAUCAUGACCCCUGCUCCCAAUAUAACCAUGAACAUGACCCACACAAGCCCUCCCAACAUCACCACCAAUCUGAUCAUGACCCCCCCUCCCAAUAUAACCACGAACAUGACCCACACAAGCCCUCCUAACAUCACCACCAAUCUGAUCAUGACCCCCCCUCCCAAUAUAACCACGAACAUGACCCACACAAGCCCUCCUAACAUCACCACCAAUCUGAUCAUGACCCCUCCUCCCAAUAUAACCAUGAACAUGACCCACACUAGCCCUGCCAACAUCACCACCAAUCUGAUCAUGACCCCUCCUCCCAAUAUAACCAUGAACAUGACCCACACUAGCCCUGCCAACAUCACCACCAAUCUGAUCAUGACCCCUCCUCCCAAUAUAACCAUGAACAUGACCCACACUAGCCCUGCCAACAUCACCACCAAUCUGAUCAUGACCCCUCCUCCCAAUAUAACCACGAACAUGACCCACACAAGCCCUCCUAACAUCACCACCAAUCUGAUCAUGACCCCCCUCCCAAUAUAA